AUGGCGCCUACUUGCCCAGAAACGGUUCGGGGGAGCAGACCCAUGACGAGGUCGAGAUUUGGCUGCCGAAAUUGCAAGCUCAGAAAAGUCAAGUGUGACGAAAGCAAACCACGGUGCAAGCGAUGUGCUUCAUUUGGGGUAAUAUGCAACUUCAGACUGGAUGUUCUUGACCUGCAGCCCGUCACCCGUGAUCCUGCCAUGUAUGCAUUCCAGGUCGUUAGACAAGGGGUGCUUCAACCACCUCCCAGCAGCUCUGUGUGGACAACUGAUGGAUCAAACUUCUAUCAGUUGAACUCAAAAUGCCAGGAGUUUGUAACUCGGUAUCUAGGAAGAAGUCUCAUAACUCCAGAUGACCCCAGAAUGGUGCAAGUUAAUCGCCGCCUCUUGGCCUUAGCCUUCGCUAAUCCUUUCUUGAUGCACGCCUCCCUUGCGGUGGCCUUUGCAUAUGACCGCCACUUGAGCCGCUCGUCAGGCUGCCGUCCUUCGGUAGAAGAGUGUUAUCACUGGUCUCAAAGCACAGCACUUUUCAACAGAAGGUUAAAUAAGCUAAUUGAAACCAAGGAUAAGGAUCCAAUCUGGGGAACAGCAGCUGCGUUGGCCGUGUUGAGUUUUUCGACCCCUGAUGCGAUUACACCUGAAAAAUCGUGGCCUCUAAAACCUUCUGAGCCCACGGACCUGGAAUGGUUGCGCAUGAACACGAGCAAAAUGUCUCUGUGGCGCAUAGCUGACCCGCUACGCCCGGACAGCCUUUUCCGUGUUAUGGCGACGACUUUCGCGCAAAUGAACUCCCCCCUACCAGAGAAAGGCAUAUGUGAUAUGUUAAUACCCUUGGCUCAAGUGUGUAGUCUUGAAGACUCAUCAACGACGGAAAAUAACCCGUAUUUUAAAGCCGCCCACGCCGUGUCUCAGAUCCAACGGCUCCCAAAUCGCCAAGUCACCGUAGGGCAAACAGAAGUCUUCACGCGCUCUAUCCAUGGGCCUUUCAAAUCCUUGUUGCAGAGAAAGGACCCCAUUGCACUUUUAUUGAUGUAUCUAUGGUAUCGCAAAGCGGGUCGCAGUAUAUGGUGGAUUGAACUGAGGGCAAGAGUAGAAUGUCCUUCUAUUUUCUCGUAUUUACGGUUAUAUCACAGAGGAUAUACCACAGUACAUGCAUUCCUGCCGGGAGGCGCACUCGCAGCUUGGAUAGAAGAAAACCCAUGA
Trichoderma virens Gv29-8 is the source of this 1200-nucleotide messenger RNA. RefSeq lists its product as uncharacterized. The record is from RefSeq and is a predicted model, not a curated record. The coding region runs from base 1 to 1200 and encodes 399 amino acids. Gene Ontology annotation, molecular function: DNA-binding transcription factor activity, RNA polymerase II-specific; zinc ion binding. Lineage: Eukaryota; Fungi; Ascomycota; Sordariomycetes; Hypocreales; Hypocreaceae. The transcript is spliced from 3 exons. Gene Ontology annotation, biological process: regulation of transcription by RNA polymerase II.